AUCCAACUGCCAUAUUAAAAUCGAUGAUUUGGCAUCAGUGUGUGUGAACCACCCAUUUUGAAACCUUCAAUAGAAGAAGAUGACGAGUUCAUCAGCAACCUUAAGCUUCUCUUCAUUUUCUUCAACCUCAGCCCUAUCUUUAUCUAAAUUCAGAUUCAAAUUUCCCUCCUUUUCACGAACCUCCUCUCUCUCAUCUCGCGCCAAGCCAUUCACCGCUUCUUCUUCCACCACCACCCACAACAUCUCAGGAGAAAUUCGCCAUUGCAGUUUAAGUAGGAGGAGAGGGCUGGCUUUUACUGCAACGCUACCGUUUCUUCUUCCUCUGCAUGAAUUUGUAGACUCUGUUGCCGCUAAGGCAGUUGAGUCAGGUUCAGGUCAAAGCGAGUAUAUGCGUAUAAAGGAAGAGAUAAUUAAAGUAGUAACAAAGGGAAAGGCUGCUGGUGUUCUUCGUUUGGUAUUUCAUGAUGCUGGAACCUAUGAAAUGGAUGAAAAUUCAGGUGGUAUGAAUGGUUCCAUAGUUUAUGAACUCGAAAGACCUGAAAAUGCGGGCCUCAAGAAGUCUCUGAAGGUUCUAGAGAAAGCCAAGAAAGAAAUCGAAGCUAUACAAUCAGUAUCAUGGGCAGACAUGAUUGCUGUUGGUGGAGCUGAAGCUGUUUCCGUUUGCGGAGGUCCGAAAAUCCCAGUUACAUUAGGCCGACUAGAUUCUGGGGAGCCAGACCCUGAAGGUAAGAUGCCUGAAGAGUCUCUGGAUGCUUCUGGCUUGAAGCAGUGUUUUCGACGAAAGGGCUUCUCAACACAAGAACUAGUUGCUCUGUCUGGGGCGCAUACUCUUGGCAGUAAAGGUUUCGGAAGUCCGGUUGCUUUCGAUAACUCGUACUUCAAAAUUCUUCUGGAGAAGCCAUGGAAUUCUUCUGCUGGUAUGACGAGCAUGAUCGGACUUCCUUCAGACCGUGCCAUUGUAGAGGAUGACAAAUGCUUAAGGUGGAUCACAAAAUACGCAGACGAUCAGAAUAUGUUCUUUGAAGAUUUUAAGAAUGCAUAUAUGAAACUAGUCAAUUGUGGUGCAAAGUGGAAGAGCAUGUAAUUAAUUUUGGAAGAGUAAACAUUCUCUUCUUGUCUUGUCUCCUUGAUUGGUCAAGACUCAGCAGGAAACUGUUGUGUAACAGAUGAAUUAAAGGAGGAUUUAUGUAUACAUUAAGAUCUGAGAGCAGUUAAUAUAUCUGGUUUGGGGCAA
Molecule: messenger RNA, 1234 nt
Organism: Gossypium arboreum
Lineage: Eukaryota; Viridiplantae; Streptophyta; Magnoliopsida; Malvales; Malvaceae
Product: putative L-ascorbate peroxidase 6
Exons: 10
Coding region: 80-1084 (334 amino acids)
Biological process (GO): response to reactive oxygen species; hydrogen peroxide catabolic process; cellular response to oxidative stress
Molecular function (GO): heme binding; peroxidase activity
Source: RefSeq, a predicted model, not a curated record